Molecule: messenger RNA, 4330 nt
Organism: Brachypodium distachyon (stiff brome)
Lineage: Eukaryota; Viridiplantae; Streptophyta; Magnoliopsida; Poales; Poaceae
Exons: 9
Coding region: 115-3426 (1103 amino acids)
Biological process (GO): telomere maintenance
Cellular component (GO): nucleus
Source: RefSeq, a predicted model, not a curated record
GGAUCUCUCUCUCCCCCAAAAUCUCUCUUGCGCGCGCAAAGCCGUAGAUUCCGCUUUCGCGCCAAAAAAGGAGAAACCCUAGUCGUCAGGCUUCGCGUCUCCGCCGCCAUCCCCAUGCCGCCGCCGGUUCCGCCUCCGCCGUCCGUGGAGCGGCAGGUGGCGGAGAUCGCGGCCGAGCCCGACCGCGCCACCGCGUACGCGCGCCUCCUCCACCUGCAGCGCGCGUGCGCCGACGACCCCUCCGCCGCCGCCGACCUCGCCGCGGCCUCACCCUCCGCACUCCUCCCGCUCCUCCUCCGCGACGCCGCUGACCAUGACGAGGCCGUCGCUGCCUCCGCCCUCAAGUGCCUUGGCUUCGCGCUCUACCACCCCGUCCUCGUUUCCACGAUCCCAGGACAGAUGGCUCAGUUGGUAUUGACUACUUUGGUUCAGCUGAUCAUGACUACUAGGAUGAAGGCUAUCUGUAAUCUUGGGGUCUGGUGCAUUUCUAUUCAACAAUUGGAUCCUUUGAUUAUAGAGGAUAGAGCAACUCCCUUGCUGACUGCUAUUGUUUAUGCCAUUGACAAUCCAUUUGGUUCUUUGUCCACGACAUUCGAGGCUGCUCAGGCUACCAUGAAACUUGCUAGUCAAAUUCCAAAAGGGAUGUGGGAUCUGUCAAGCAUAUGGGUUCCGACAAUAUACCGAAGACUCUUAAGUGCUGAUAAGACGGAAAGGGACAUGGCUGAAAGAUGCCUUGUUAAAGUGUCAUCUGUUGUUUUACCUCCUCACUCUCUUCUUUGUAAGGAAGUAGCUUCAGACCUUGAGCAAAAUCUACUCUCUUGUAUGAUUAAUAUGCUUGAUGACCAUUCAAAGAAAAUUCAAGCAGUGAAGUCAUGGGGAUGGUUCAUAUCCUUACUUGGCGCAAGUGUAGUGAGCACUAAAUCUCUGCUUAACAAAAUCCUUAAAGUUCCUGAGCAAUUGUUCACUGAUCCCGAUCCACAAGUUCAGAUUGCCACAAUGGUUGCCUGGAGAAAUUUGGUGGAUGCAUUUUUUGUGCCACAGGCUUCAGAAAAUAUGGUUCAAGGGACAGUAAUUUCUCCUAUUGAACCCAGGGCACAUGCAAGUUCGUGGCUGAAAAGGAUAAGGUUAAUUAUGAUGCCUCUAUGUGGAGUUCUGUCAAGAAGUCAUAAUAUUGCUUUAAGUUUCUCCUGCUUGAGCACAUGGCACUACCUUCUGUAUAAACUUGGUGAUUUGAUUAACCAUUUAUCCAUACUGGAGGCUGCUUUUGGGCCAGUACUGAAGAUAAUUUUCUCCAUUGGACUUGAUAACCAGAACAAGACACUCUGGUCAUUUUGCAUCAAUCUGUUUCAUGAUUUUAUUUCAGUAAGAGUUAGGCAUAUGUCCUCACCUCAAGGGUAUUUGUGUGUUCCACCCAAUCAGAAUUUGCUACCCCAAACUUGUAUGCAUCUCAAGGCCUUGUUGGAUGUUCAUCACAUCGAAUGGUUACCAUGGGAUAUUGCUACCUUUGAUUUUCAGUUGGAGAUCCUUGGCUCAAUUGUGAAUCCAGAACUACUGCAGAAUAUGACUGUGGAAGUGACAGCUACAAUCAUGGACUCUGCUACACAAAUUUUCACGUUGCUUCUACAGGGAGUCCGAGUUGAGUGUGAAUCAAAGGUUGCUCAUGACAAUGCCAAGAUAUGCAUUACUAAAGUAUGCAAGUUUGUAAAGAAGGUGUUUCUGGAUCUUCUGGGGAAGCAAAAGAGUAACGGUUCUGCAGUGUUAGUGCAAUUUGGUCUUCAGUUUGUGAAAUGUUGUGUAGACGAACUGGGUCAUUCUCUGUUGGCUUCUGGAAAGUAUGAACUAUGCUUAGACAUCGAACACAUAAAAGAGAUGCAAUAUGCAGAAUGCAGCCCAAAGUUAUUUUAUCCAAUGGUCAGGCCACUUUCUUACAUGGAGAUGGUUUCUCCAGUAGUUUACUUGACUGCACUAUCUGUGUCAAUUGUAGCUCAGUUUACUGGAGAGUUGUCAGAUGGACAUGCCGAGCAAUUGGCUUUAAUUUUCAGUUCAUCAGAUUUCUCGGAGAAUUUUCGUGCUGCUGUUGCUUUUCUGUAUAUGCAGAUCAUGCGUCCGGUAGAUAGUCGGCUAAGAAUUAAGUGGUUGAUGGUGUGGAACAAAGUUGCAAAGCGCUUGAAUGAGCAAAUUAUCUUUUACCUGAAACUUAGUUGUGGUGCAAGUGGCGAUGAUGUACUCUAUCAGUUUCUCUGUUAUCCUUUUUUGGCUCUCCUAUCCCCUGGUAGGAUGUCAACUCUUCGGAAUGCUGGAAACAGUUCUGAGGAAUGCCUUCCUGUGACACAAGACUUAGAGGUGGAACUGGUUAUUGAGGUUUAUAGAUCCCUGUGCACACCCAAUAAUGGUUCAGAUGCUGCUUACAUGGCUUUCCUAGAGCACUUGUUUGAAUAUUUAGUCAGCAUGAUUGAUGAAAACAUGUCUGUGGUCCAAGCCAAUCUGGAGUAUUGCUCUGAGAAGUUUAAAAACAUCACUAUCCUUUCUGUUCUUGCUAAACUAGUUAUUGAACUACUAGUGAAUGCCCGAAUUUUGAACUAUGCUAGCCAAGGGUCAAAAGUAACAAGUGAGGAGUCCGCUGAAGGCACAAGAUCUAACCUUUUAUUGAGUUACUUGAAGCUUGCUAACAGGUUUAUGCGGCUGUCAGGUCUUGCUUUGAAAGCAAAUCCAGCUUCACAACACCAAGUCACAAGCAGGUUUUUUUCAUCUUUAUCUACUUUCGUUGGGCAUCUUAUAUGGGCGAAAGACAUUCUUUUACUCUUUGAGAUUAUCGGGGAUCAAUUUACUGAAUGGCUCACUUUAUCUAGCACAUUGUACUGUGUAAUGCAACGAGGAGAAACCAUUGAUCAGCUUGAGAAACUCUGGCUAAACAUUAUCAGGUGCCUGACGACAAGCGGGCUGAUCAGUGACUGCUCCUUUCUUCAGAAGCAUCAACCGCUUCUCCAAGCGGCGGCUAACCAUCCAAACAAACCCAUUUCAGCUGCAGCCAUGGCAAUCCAGAGGGAAUCAGGAUCUGGCAGCGCAAGCGCUGGAUGCAGUGCAGUGUCCACUAUGGACAGGCUGUCUCAGGAGAAGUCAAAUAAGGAUCUUAACCGCAACAUCGAAGCCGACAGGGUCUUUGUGCUUGAGGAACUCAAUGCUUCAAGGAUGUUUGCGUCGCCGAUGUUGUCGGAUAGAGGAAACGCAGCUGACGGCGCCAAGAGGAAUGGUGAAUUGCUCAGGAUCUCUGCCGGUUUGGGGAGGAAGAGGCUGAAGAUCACGAAGUAUUCAGGCAAGGCAAAGGGACUUAGCAAAGCUACCGGUUCUUCCUCGCCGCACUGGGUGGAAACUCAAAUGUGCAGGAAACCAGAACUGAUACUAGAAUUGCUCAAGAGUAAGAGAUAGUUGCUUGAACUCAUCGCCAUGUAGAUGCUCUUGUAAGAGACCUUGAUGCAGCGAGAAAUGGCUGGCUGUACCAAAUUACUCCCUCUGUUUUGCUGAGAUGCGCCUAAAACUGAUGAUUAUUUGGUGGAGAGCAUGGCACAUGAGGAAUGCCAUCAUUUUUGAAAACGGAAGAUGCAGAAUUGGCGACUUGAUCAACAAAACUGGGCCUCCUAUACCUCUGUCAGAUGUGGAAGGCAAGUUAAUUGCCGAAGGAAGCCAUAGCCCUCAACAGUAGACACCAACAAAGAAAAGAUAGGAACCGCCGGAUGCCAAUUAAUCAGGGUUUUUUCCGUCUUCCUCGUUUUUAUUUUGUUGAUGCCAGUUUCAUCCAUGUCACUGGCGCUGCUGCCUGGGGAGCGCGUGAUUCAAAGGGUGCCGUUCUUCUCACAGUGUGGGGUGUGAUCGUUACCUGCCCGGGUGCUGAUCAUGCUGAAGCUAUUGCCGUUUGAGAAGGAACCAAGCGGGUGACAGAUCAUUUUGAUGCUAAGCUACUCAUACAGACUGACGGCUUGCCAGUUUUUCAAGCCUGGGAGAGGAAACCACCAGAUCGCUCUCAUAUCAGCACAAACAUCCGCGACCUGCAGGUGAUCGUUCAUGACCGACCCAAGUACAACGUCGUUGAAGUCGAUAGGGAGGCAAACAAAGCUGCUCAUGGGAUAGCUUGUUGGGGGUAGAGAGGAGCUGUGCAGUGGUGUUAUGAUGGGAACAUGACCAGAGUUACUGCUAGAACUUGCUCAUCUUGAUACAAAAGUAUAUUUUUUUGGUCUUUUAAUUGGCAUCGAAGUUUAGAAAUGGUCCUCGAACUCGAAAUCAUAUACUCCAGUUAAAAAACCUGGAUACUUUUGGUCCCUGUUCUUGAUUUGAA